Molecule: messenger RNA, 2645 nt
Organism: Chara braunii
Lineage: Eukaryota; Viridiplantae; Streptophyta; Charophyceae; Charales; Characeae
Source: the annotation of a GenBank genome assembly
GGAUUGGAACUUACAAAAUGCAAGCCCAGAGUUGAGCCAUGUGGAGAUUAUGAUACACGACAAACGAAAAAUCCCCCCAGGACUAGGAAGUGCCUGGAAAUUGUACAACAACCAAGGGGUAUGCGAGCACAGCGGUGAACCAUGCAAAGUGUUCUUUUCGGUUGUGCGCUUCGCGGAGGGUCUUUUCGAGGCCCCCGCUGUGUUGCUGCUCGGUCCGGUCCGGUACGGUUCGGUUCUUCUCCUUGGCCGACCGUCAGCGCCCGCGUCUUCACAGCCGUCAUCUCGAGCGGAGAAGGAGACAGCCGCCAUCGCUCUCAUCGGUCAGUCAUCUCGAGAGGAGAAGGAGACAGCCGCCAUCGCUCUCGUCGGUCAGUCAGAUCGAGAGGAAGGAGACAGCCGCCAUCGCUCUCAUCGGUCAGUUGCUGGAAUCCGUCAGUCAAACAGAGGAGCGGUGGUGGUGAUCAGUCAACCAGCCAUGUCGAAGUACGACCUAACGCCCAAGGUGGCGCCAUUCUUGGACCGUCAUUUGGUCUUUCCGCUGCUGGAGUUUUUACAGAAGGAGAAGAUCUUCCCGGUGGACGAUAUAAUGAAGGCGAAGAUCGACUUGCUUGGAAAGACAAACAUGGUUGACUACGCGAUGGAUAUUCACAAGGGUCUUUACAAUACGGAGGAUGUGCCUCAAGAGAUGGUGGAGAGGCGUGUGGAGGUCAUUGGCAAUCUGAAGGCCUUGGAAGAAGCAGCUGCGCCGUUGAUCUCGUUCUUGCAGAACCCAUCUAUGGUCCAGGAACUUCGAUCUGAGAAACAGUACAACCUGCAGAUGUUACAGGAGAGAUAUCAGAUUGGGCCUGAGCAAAUCGAAGGGUUAUAUCAGUAUGCAAAAUUCCAGUUUGACUGCGGUAACUACUCUGCAGCGGCGGACUAUCUCUAUCAAUACCGUGCCCUGUGCACUAACAAUGAUCGGGGUGUCAGCGCAUUGUGGGGUAAAUUCGCGGCGGAAAUCUUGAUGUUGAACUGGGAUGCAGCAAUGGAGGAGAUGAAUCGGCUCAAGGAGGUCAUUGACUCGAAGAGCUUCUCCUCACCUCUUCUCCAGCUGCAGCAGCGGACGUGGUUGAUGCAUUGGAGUUUGUUUGUGUUCUUCAACCAUGAGAAUGGACGGAACGGCAUCAUUGAGCUGUUUUUCCAAGAACGAUACAUGAAUGCCAUCCAGACAAAUGCGCAACAUCUUCUGCGCUACUUGGCAACGGCAGUUAUCGUAAACAAGCGGCGAAGGAACAUGCUGAAGGAUCUCAUCAAAGUGAUUCAGCAGGAGCAUUACACUUAUGCCGACCCAAUCACCGAGUUCCUGGAGUGCUUAUAUGUGAACUAUGAUUUUGAAGGGGCCCAGAAGAAACUCCGCGAAUGUGAAGAGGUCAUAGCGACGGAUUACUUCAUCAGUCCGUUCAGCGAUGAAUUCAUCGAGAAUGCGCGGUUGUUCAUAUUCGAGACGUACUGCCGAAUCCACCAGUGCAUUGACAUAAGGAUGCUCUCUGUGAGGCUCAACAUGAAUGAUGAUGAUGCAGAGAGGUGGAUCCUCAAUCUUAUCCGGAAUGCGAAGCUGGAUGCAAAGAUUGAUGCGAAGGCCGGAACCGUAGUCAUGGGUACUCAGCAUCCCAGCGUGUAUGAGCAGAUCAUUGAGAGAACAAAGGGCCUGUCUAUGAGGAGUUACAUGUUGGCGAACGCGGUUGCGAGUACCGCAGUGCCACCUCAGGCAACAGCAGCGCGUUAGGAGUCAUUUUUUGUUGUGGACAGAGAAGAGAGUAGAGGAAAGGAGAUGAGAGGCAUUAUGCGGUGUCUUUGUAUUCCUGUUGACAAUCACAUUAAUCCGUUUGCGACUUGUAUCCGCUAUGGCUCUUUCUCCCACUGCCCAUUUCUGCUCCUUUCGUUUCCUUUUGGGUUACCUUGCUUUCGUCGAUCGCUUUGAGGUUCCCCGUGUUGCCUGUAUAAGAAGGUAAACUCGUCUUUUCUUUGGUUUGUCGGACCUGUUGUCCGUUUCCCGCUGAAGUGUGCGUGUUGCUUCAUUAGCGACCGAAGCGACUUCUCAGUCACAGAUGGCAUUGCGUUGUGCGCUCCACGUACGCGCUUUCACUGUGUGUGUGUACAUGCCUGUGCAUCUGUGUAGCCAUGUGCUCGUCGCUUAGCAUUUGCAUGUGCUCGUCGCGUGCACCAGGUGUGGUUUGACUGAAAAGUGUGCACGUGCCUGUCGCAUCUGCAUCGCCAGUCCCUGAGCAUUUGCAUUUUUGCAUGCCGUGCGCGCACCAGGUAUGGUUUGACUGAAAGUGUGCAAGUGCCUGGGCAUUUGUUGCAUGUGUUGAGCUUGCAGGGUAUUAUAUCAGGGCAUGAGUGCAACGUAUCUGUAGCGAGGGUUGAACCUAAACUCUUGCUUUCUUGUCUGUUUUUUUUUUUUUUUUUUUUUUUUUUUUUUUUUUUUGUGAGGAGCAGCCCGGCUUUGAACGGAGGGGACCUUGCUUUCUUCUCUUUAGCUUUUGGGACCUUCUUUUCUUUUGCUCUGAGGAAUGGGAGUGGUGGGUGAUGCUGGAGCGGAAAUCUCGUACGUGUAAAUGGGCUGCGAGUGAGCCUUCUGUAAAAGCCGUUAACAGUUUUUCGCG